AUGGGUUAUCAUCAUUUGCUUAUCCUGCUUUUCCCCUUAUCAUGGUUACUUGUAAGGAAAACAUUCAAAGCCAGUUCCCAUCUGGAUAUAAAAUUCAAGGCUCUAAUUUUUGCUCGGCUCCUUGGACGGCGUUUGAACCUAGAUAAUGUUCAGAUUGAAAGCUUGUAUCCUGAAGAAAUAGGACCAGAAGUGAUGCCUCUGGAGGACUUUCUAGUGAAUGACCUUCUCUUACUUGAUAAGGAAAUUGAAGAUAGGAUUAAACAAGCUUCUGAAAAUGGGAAUGUUCUGCGUUAUGUUUUCUUGAUUGAUGAUGCAAGAUGUGAAGUUGGCAUCCAAGAAGUUCCAAAUGAUUCUGCAUUGGGAAGAUUAAGAGGAAGUGAUAAUGUGGUGGAGAUAUACAGCCGUUGUUAUGAGAAACAACCUCUGGUUAUCCAAGGCACUGGAGCAGGAAAUGAUACCACAACAGCUGGUGUCCUAGCUGAUAUCCUUGACAUUCAAGAUUUAUUCCCUUGA
Messenger RNA from Solanum stenotomum, 513 nucleotides. RefSeq lists its product as uncharacterized. The record is from RefSeq and is a predicted model, not a curated record. Bases 1 to 513 code for a protein of 170 amino acids. NCBI's taxonomy places the organism in Eukaryota, Viridiplantae, Streptophyta, Magnoliopsida, Solanales, Solanaceae. Gene Ontology annotation, molecular function: homoserine dehydrogenase activity; aspartate kinase activity. Gene Ontology annotation, biological process: aspartate family amino acid biosynthetic process. The transcript has 5 exons.